Messenger RNA from Rhodofomes roseus, 1922 nucleotides. Its product is annotated as pre-mRNA-splicing factor SLU7. Gene Ontology annotation, biological process: mRNA splicing, via spliceosome. Gene Ontology annotation, cellular component: spliceosomal complex. NCBI's taxonomy places the organism in Eukaryota, Fungi, Basidiomycota, Agaricomycetes, Polyporales, Fomitopsidaceae. The transcript is spliced from 6 exons. Gene Ontology annotation, molecular function: pre-mRNA 3'-splice site binding. The coding region runs from base 116 to 1807 and encodes 563 amino acids. The record is from RefSeq and is a predicted model, not a curated record.
UGAACGGCGACAUGUCGACAUAAGUUCACCUCAGAAGUGGCGGCCAGGCGCUUAUUCAUCACUUCGCCUCCACCAACCACCACCUAACAAUCAUCCCCAGGUCUCAUCGUUCUCCAUGGCCUCAGCUUCCGCUACUGGAAAGCUCUCCCGAGAGGAGUUCCGGAGGCAAAAGGACCUCGACGCAGCUCGCAAGGCCGGUACUGCACCGGCUGCUCUGGAUGAGGAGGGGAAGGCCAUUAACCCGCACAUUCCUCAAUACAUCGCCCAAGCACCAUGGUACCUCGAUACUGGUGCACCGUCCCUCAGCCACCAGCGUAUGCCCGAUUACGACCGCUCCUCCGACAAACUCGACAACUGGUAUGACCGCGGCGUGAAAGCCGGCCCUGCGGCGAAGAAGUACCGCAAGGGUGCCUGCGAGAACUGCGGCGCCAUAACACACAAGCGGCAGGACUGCCUCGAGCGGCCGCGCCGGCGCGGGGCCAAGUUCACGAACAAGGGUAUCGCGCCGGACGAGGUCAUCCAAGAUGUCGCGUCGGGCUACGACGCGAAGCGCGACCGGUGGAACGGAUACGACCCUGCGGAGCACAAGAAGAUCUACGAGGAGUACGAGGCGCUGGAGGCGGCGCGGCAAAAGCUGCGCGAGGACGAGAUUGACAAGCAGACGACGACGGACCUGGCGGCGGUCAGGAAGGUUGCGAAGGCGGGGAAGGAGAAGGACGAGGAGCGGGACGACGACUUUGGGAGCAGUGAUGAGGAGGACGAGGACGCGGACAAGUAUGCGGAGUCGGCGGAUGCGGUCGGCCAGAAGCUCGACACCAAGACCCGUAUCACUGUCCGGAACCUGCGUAUUCGAGAGGACACCGCGAAGUAUCUUAUCAACCUCGACCCAUCAAGUGCCUAUUACGACCCGAAGACACGGUCCAUGCGUGACAACCCCAUGAAGAAUGUCACUCCAGAAGAGGCUCGAUUCGCUGGGGACAACUUCUAUCGCCACUCGGGUGAAGCACCGGAAGUACAAAAACUGCAGCUCUUUGCAUGGAACGCAGCUGCCCGGGGUAACGACGUUCACAUGAAUGCCAACCCGACUCAGGGCCAGCUCCUCCACCAAGAGUUCGAGCACAAGAAGGAAAAGCUGAAGGACAUCAACAAGUCGAGCAUACUUACGAAGUACGGUGGCGAGCAGUACCUGGAGAAGGCGCCGAAGGAACUGUUGCAGGGGCAGACGGAGGAGUACGUUGAGUUCUCGAGGACGGGCCAGGUGCUCAAGGGCAAGGAGCGUGCAACGGUAAAGUCAAAGUAUCCAGAGGAUGUGUUUGUCAACAACCAUACGGCGGUAUGGGGGUCGUGGUAUGACGCCGCAUCCGGAGUGUGGGGCUACGCAUGCUGCCACUCCAUCAUACACCUCUCUUACUGUACCGGCCUCGCUGGUAUUGAAGCCGCACAAGCAUCAACCGCGAAAAACCUCCUCGCCUCGUCACUAGCAACCGAUGCAUCACCACCGCCCGAGAGUGUACCACGGUCAAAAGAGACAGCCGAGGAUCGCAAGAAGAAAGCGGAGGAGCUCUUCUCGAAGAAGCGUUUGGGCGAGGGCGAUCUCGCGCUUGACAAGGAUCGCCUGACGCAGGCGAUGCAGGAGGAGAGGAAGCGGAAGGCGAGGGGUGGCGAGGAUGAGGACCGCCAGGGAAAGCGACAGAAGGGUGGGCAGGGUAGUAGCCAUGAGGUGUCGCAGGAGGAGCUUGAGGCGUACAGGAUGAACCGUCGGAUGAUGGAGGAUCCCAUGGCCGACUACGUCGAUGCGGAGGUGUAACGCAUCGCACGCAUGCACUUGUUGUAUUUUUACUGCUAUUGGUGCUAUCAUUGUAUCGUUGUACACGUCCAUGCCUAAUAUAUUGGACCCUGCCCCGCGACGCGGGUUUCCUGGA